AAUUGGAAAGGCAAACGCUGGAAAGGCAGAGAAAGACUAACAGAAGACAACGUUAUGUGGCUCAUUUUUGCCUUUACCUUUAUAAAUAAUGAACAGAAGCCUUUCCGUUUUGCAACCGUGAACUUAAGAGUGGGGAGUCGUGUAUAAUUUUGUACGAUUUCAUUAUCCAGAGGAGGUGCCGCGGAUAAAUUGACAGCCUUUUUUCAUCCCUUUUAAGAAACAAAAAUCGUGGGCCUUUGAGACACUAAUCCAUUUUAAACGCUUUUCUGAUUGUCACUCUUUGUCACUGAAAGAAUGGUAGGGCGUUGGAUGCAGGUCUUACACAGCGGAGUCUGUUUUCUGUAAUUGUAUUUUUGCGAGGGGGCGGGUGGCGCUUGUUGGAAUGCUUGGUUGGACUAAAACACAUUUUGCUGUAUGGAGGGAGCCUUAAAAUGAAAGCGGCGGAGGAAUACUACAUUGACUAUGCUAUGAGAAUAUUUUAGCCUGUUGAUGAUGCAUGGAUGUGAAGUGGAUCAAACUGUAUUGAGAACAGGUCGGUGCCCCAUAGGUAGGAAAUGACAUCGGAUGUGCCUCUGGGAGAACAAACAAGAGGUUUGGACUAAUAAUGGAUAAAACCAUGCGCUCAAACUGAGGAGGCGUGAUUUGUAUUUGGAAGGAUAAAAGUGAGAAUAAAAGGAAGCAGAGCUCAGAGGUGAUGGGCUAGUAGAUUGAUGAGGGAUUGAGUAGAAGGGAUAAAUCGCGUAUGAAAUUAAACCGCUUCACAAGUAUUUCUGAUUUCAUGCGUUUGCAAGAGAAGCGCGCUUUUGCAAAACAUAAAUAUAAUUCACUUCAUGUGAGAGGCAAAGGAAAUCCUGGCCUGGGGGUAGAGGGAGGACAAUAUAUUAUUCAUUGUUUCUGAGAGUGAGUUGGGAGAAAGAGAACGUUUCCCCUUAAAACUCAGCAAAAUUAAUAAGUAUAAAGUUUAGGGGUUCAAGAGUAUAAAACUGGUAUAAGUGAUAGGUCGAAGCACUUGAGAAAAGAAGCAAGCGAAAGUGGCGUUGAAGCAUGGGCUGUGCCUCGAGUAUCAACAUCUCUGAUAGGGUGGUCUAUCACAGAGGAAAAGACUCAGAGGAUUCUCACUCGCUCCAACAGAUCAACACCACUCAACAGUCCCAGCAGCAAGCAAACCCAGCCCCAGGAUUACCCGUCAAACCUUCCAGUAACAAGGCCACAGUUACAGAGGUGCAGUUUGGAGCAAUGAAGCUGUACAAAGAUCCUCUUCAGGUGCUGUUAGUUUUUGCCAAAGAUGACAGCCAGAGCAGUGGUUUCAGGUGGGCCUGUGAAAAGGCCAACUUCAGGUGUACCAUUGCCCGAACACCUGAAUCUGCACUGGAGUGCUUCCUCAAAAACCACCAUGAUAUCGUCAUCAUUGACCACAGGCACUCUAGACACUUUGAUGCAGAAGCAGUCUGUCGGUCAAUUAGGGCAGCAAGAUCAUCAGAAAACACUGUGAUUGUUGCCGUGGUAAAAAGGUCUGAUCGGGAGGAAGUGUCUGUGAUGCCAUUGAUCUCUGCUGGAUUCAACAGAAGAUACGUGGAAAACGUUAAUAUGAUAAGCUGCUACAAUGAGCUGCUACAGCUGGAGUAUGCAGAGGUGCAGGCACAGUUCAAACUGAGAGCCUGCAAUGCUAUUUUCACUGCACUGGAACAAAGUCAAGAAGCCAUUGAGAUCUCAGGCAAGGACCAUGUGAUCCAGUAUGUAAACCCCACGUACGAGAUGAUUAUGGGAUACCAACACGGGGAGCUGAUAGGGAAAGGAGCAGUGGAAGUGUUGAGAAGUGAGAAGAACAACCCUGAACUUCUGGAGACCAUCAAUGCCUGUAUGCAGAAAGGACAGGAAUGGCAAGGGCUUUACUAUACCAAAAAGAAGAAUGGGGACAGCGUACAGCAGAAUGUGAAGAUAACUCCUGUGAUAGGACAAGGAGGAAAAGUCAGACACUAUGUGUCUGUUAACAGGCCUUUAGAUGACAAUAACAAGACUGACAAGUUCACUGAACGCGUGCAAGCAGAAUCUCAGACAGAUGUCCCUGUCAGCAAGCACAGAGACCGCAGGAAAGGCUCAUUUGACGUCCGGUCCACCACAUCCCGUGGCAGCGAUGGAAGCUCACAGAAGAGACAUUCCUCCAUGGCCAGGAUCCACUCCAUGACCAUAGAAGCUCCCAUAACCAAGGUGAUAAACAUCAUUAACACUGCGCAGGAGAACAGCCCCAUGCCGGUGUCGGAGGCUUUGGACCGCGUGCUGGAGAUCCUGCGCACUACCGAGCUAUACUCCCCGCAGCUGGCCACCAAGGAGGAAGACCCCCACACCAACGACCUGGUGGGGGGACUGAUGAUGGACGGCAUGAGGAGGUUAUCUGGAUAUGAGAACAUGUUUGCCACAAAACACCCCCAUCAUAUUCCCAACUACCUGAUCACGCCACUAUCGCUCAGCGAUAUCCCCCCACAGGUAGCCCAGAUCAUGGAGAAUGAAGAGUCCUGGGAUUUUGACAUCUUCAGCUUGGAGGCCGCCACCUUUAAAAGGCCGCUGGUGUAUUUGGGUCUGAAAAUCUUUUCACGCUUUGGAGUGGGUGAAUUCCUCAACUGCCCCGAAGCCACAUUGAGGGCAUGGCUACAAGUGAUCGAAGCCAAUUACCAUGCCAGCAACGCUUACCACAACUCCAGCCAUGCUGCUGAUGUGUUACAGGCCACCGCCUACUUCCUCUGCAAGGAGAGGGUAAAGCAAAGCCUGGACCCCAUCGAUGAGGUAGCUGCGCUUAUUGCUGCCGCGGUGCACGAUGUUGACCACCCAGGCCGCACAAACUCCUAUCUGUGCAAUGCGGGCAGUGAGCUGGCCGUCCUCUACAAUGACACUGCUGUGCUGGAGAGCCACCAUGUCGCUCUGGCCUUCCAAAUCACUACCCGUGACGACAAAUGCAACAUCUUCAAGAACAUGGAGAGAAAUGAGUACCGCUCCUUGCGGCAGGCCAUAAUUGAUAUGGUCCUGGCAACCGAGAUGACCAAGCACUUCGAGCACGUCAACAAGUUUGUGAACAGCAUCAACAAGCCCCUGGCUGCUUUGGAGGAGAAAGGGGGCAACGGAGAGGAAGAUGCCACCAAAAGCAUUUUGACAUCUCUGGAGAAUCGCAUCCUCAUCAAGCGCAUGUUAAUCAAGUGUGCGGAUAUCUCGAACCCAUGCAGGCCGCUGGAGGUGUGCAUUGAGUGGGCCGGACGCAUCUCAGAGGAGUAUUUUGCGCAGACCGAUGAGGAGAAGAAACAGGGCCUGCCUGUGGUGAUGCCUGUCUUUGACAGGAUUACCUGCAGCAUUCCCAGGUCACAGAUAUCCUUCAUUGACUACUUCAUCACGGACAUGUUUGAUGCCUGGGAUGUGUUUGCAGAUCUCCCAAACCUCAUGCAGCACCUGAACAAUAACUUCAAGUACUGGAAAAGCAUGGAUGAGCAGAAGUUAUGUGGCCUGCGGCCACCCGUGGAGUAAUUGUCCAAGGAUGCAUUGCCCAUUUGCAGAGCAGUCAUCUUGGUUCCCCAAUGGAGUGUCACUCUAUUUGCAGAUUCCAUAACUCAUGAGAAAGAAAGAGAGAGAGAGAGAGAGAGAGAGAGAGAGAGAGAGAGAUUAACAUAAGGCACUAGCUUUAUAAACAUAAGUGUAAUGAAAAUACAAGAAUCUGAAUAGACAGGUACCUGCUUUGCUGGGAUGGUCCUACGGGUCACAUUUGAUGUGGGUACAGACUCUGUCUGCAAAAAGCAUGUCAGAAAAAACUAUUUCACUCUGCUACCUUUACGCCAGUUUCAGGUCCCUGUCAGAUUGCAGGACAAAGAAAAAAACUGAAAUUGUGAGGUGGUUCUGCUACCCUCUGAGAGAAUGCCCUGCCUUGGGGUAUGUGGAGUGGUGCGGUGCAGUGAGACACCACUGGGUGUCCCUCUAGAGUUCACACUUACUGUAAAAGGGGGAGCUUCAGCUUCUCUUGCUCGCACACUCCUCCUACAUUCUUCUCUUCAUUUUGUACUGUUUUUUUUUUUUUUGCUUUGUUUUGUUUUACCCACCUCCAUUAGCAUACAUCUGAUAAACCAGGGAUUUUUGAGAUUUGUUGUUCCACAUUCAAAUGGUGGAGUGGGCUGUUAUACAUGGAAAAGGCAGGGGAAAGGUGCAGAAAAUCAC
Messenger RNA from Megalops cyprinoides (Indo-Pacific tarpon), 4191 nucleotides. RefSeq names its product high affinity cAMP-specific and IBMX-insensitive 3',5'-cyclic phosphodiesterase 8A-like. The record is from RefSeq and is a predicted model, not a curated record. The transcript is spliced from 22 exons. Bases 1045 to 3510 code for a protein of 821 amino acids. Lineage: Eukaryota; Metazoa; Chordata; Actinopteri; Elopiformes; Megalopidae. Gene Ontology annotation, biological process: cellular response to epidermal growth factor stimulus; positive regulation of ERK1 and ERK2 cascade; regulation of DNA-templated transcription. Gene Ontology annotation, molecular function: 3',5'-cyclic-AMP phosphodiesterase activity.